GGGUAGCGGCGGCGGCGGCCGUAGCCAUCGCCGCCGGGGGGCGGGGAGCCCCGGCCACUGAGCCCCUCCCUGGGGUGGGGCUCGGCGGAGACUCUGGGCGGCUAGGGAGCCGGGCCCUGAGGAGAGCGUUGCCCUUGCCAGACUCGGGCGAUGGGGCCGAGAGCCCGGGCCCCGGCGCGGGGAAGGUGACCGCAGGUUCCGGCGGUAGGCGGGCUGCCAGCUCCCCUCGCCCCAGCAACUCGCCCUCUGGAAGCCCGGGCCGCGAGGGCAAGGGCUCCCCGGGCCGGCGCCAGCAGCUUCCGAAGCAGCUGCGGCGUCGCGGGCGGUCUCGGAGGCAGCAAAGCGGUUGCUGGCCGUGGCGGCGGCGGCGGCUGGAGGGGCAGCAGCCGGAGCCGCGACAGCUGGAGCGGCGGCGGCGGCGGCGGCGGGGCAGCUCCCCCGGGCCCUCUGUGGACCCUCCCGAGCGGGUGGCGUCCUGCGAGCGAUGCCCGGAGGCGCCAGAGCCCUCUCCCUCUCCCCUUCCCCCUCGCACACGCCGAGCCCGGCAGCGGCGGAGGCGGCGGAGGCGGCGGCAGCGGCGGAGGCGGCGGCCGCGGCGGCGGCGGCUAGGGGCCAUGGAGCUUGAGAACCUCUUGGCCAACACGCUGCUGCUGAAAGCGCGCCAAGGAGGAUAUGGCAAAAAAAGAGGUCGUAGUAAAAAAUGGAGGGAAAUGCUGAAGCUGCCCCAAGUCAGCCAGUGCAGCGAGCUUAGAUGUUCCAUUGAAAAGGAUUAUAACAGCCUUUGUGACAAGCAGCCAAUAGGAAGACUUCUCUUCAGGCAAUUCUGUGAUACAAGACAUGAUCUAAAGAUAUACAUCAAAUUCCUAGACGUAGUGGCAGAAUAUGAAGUGGCUGAUGACCAAGACCGCAGAGGUUAUGGACUGUCCAUCUUAGACACGUUCUUCAGUGCUGCUGAGAGGGAAAGAUCUAAAAAGGUGGACAACAUAAAAUCGGCAGCCCCUUUACCAGAAAUACCUUCAGGUGUUUUGAAAGAAUGUAGGUUGAGACUGAAGGAGAACCCCUCCAAGGACGUCUUUGAGGAGUGCACCAGAUUUGUUCAUAACUACUUAAGUGGAGAACCAUUUGAAGAAUAUCAAGAAAGUUCAUAUUUUUCUCGAUUUCUACAGUGGAAAUGGCUGGAAAGGCAACCAAUAACAAAGGACACAUUUAGACAUUACAGAGUUCUAGGAAAAGGCGGAUUUGGGGAGGUCUGUGCCUGUCAAGUGCGAGCUACAGGAAAAAUGUACGCCUGUAAGAAGCUAGCAAAGAAAAGAAUAAAGAGGAGGAAAGGUGAAGCAAUGGCUCUAAAUGAGAAGAGGAUGCUGGAAAAAGUGAAUAGCAGAUUUGUAGUUGGUUUGUCUUAUACUUAUGAGACCAAAGACUCCUUGUACUUGGUGCUGACCAUUAUGAAUGGAGGGGACUUAAAGUAUCACAUUUACAACCUGGGCAGCCCUGGCUUUGAUGAGCAGAGAGCGAUCUUCUAUGCGGCCGAACUGUGCUGUGGCUUGGAGGACUUACAGAAAGAAAGAAUUGUGUACAGAGACUUAAAGCCUGAGAAUAUCCUCCUCGAUGACAUUGGGCACAUCCGGAUCUCAGACCUGGGUUUAGCCGUGGAGGUCCCGGAGGGCCGGACCGUCCGAGGAAGAGUGGGGACCGUCGGCUACAUGGCUCCUGAAGUUAUCAAUAAUGAAAACUAUACUUUUAGUCCUGAUUGGUGGGGACUUGGCUGCCUGAUAUAUGAAAUGAUUCAGGGACAUUCUCCAUUCAAAAAGUUCAAAGAGAAGGUCAAGAGACAGGAAGUCGAGCGCAGAGUGAAGAAGGACACAGAGGAGUACUCCAGGAAGUUUUCCGAGGACGCCAAGUCCGUCUGCAGGAUGCGCUGGGGACACCCAGCAGUCUCCGCGCCAGGCUGGCGCCACACGUCCUGCCCUUGCCCGGGGAAACGAUGCAACUGGGCUUCAGCCAACGGGAGCAAAGCAGAGCAGUCAUUGUUUGCUUUCUCCAAAGACGCACCUGACAGGGAAGGUGGGGCCAAGGUCAUCAUUUCCUGCAAAAGUAAAGACAAAGCAGCAUCUUCAUUACUCACCAAGAAUCCCAGACAACGGCUGGGCUGCAGCGGUGGAGCAGCGGAAGUGAAGGGACACCCCGUGUUCAAGGACAUUAACUUCAAGAAGCUGGAAGCAAAUAUGUUGGAUCCCCCUUUCUGUCCUGAUCCGAAGGCAGUGUAUUGUAAGAAUGUCGUGGAUAUCGACCAGUUCUCCACGGUGAGGGGAGUCUACCUGGACACCACAGAUGAUACUUUCUACAGCCAAUUUGCCACAGGCUCUGUCUCCAUCCCCUGGCAGAACGAGAUGAUCGAAUCGGGUUGUUUUAAGGACAUCAACGAAAGUGACACUGGAGAAUAUGUGGCACUGGAUCUUCAAGAGACACUGUGCCACCCAGUUCCCAAACCAAAGAGAGGCUUCUUCUAUAGACUCCUCAGAAGAGGGGGCUGCAUUAGCGGUGUCCCCAGUGACAAGGAAGAGCUGCCUUCAACGGUGUGACCACUCACUGCAGAGCCAGGCCCCAGCGCCCAGGAGCACAAGCGCAGUGUUUGACCCCAUCUGUGAACAGCAAUAAACAUGUGACACCUCGUAAAAUGAGA
This is a messenger RNA of Leopardus geoffroyi (Geoffroy's cat), 2683 nucleotides long. RefSeq names its product G protein-coupled receptor kinase 4 (gene GRK4). Bases 615 to 2582 code for a protein of 655 amino acids. The record is from RefSeq and is a predicted model, not a curated record. The transcript has 18 exons. Gene Ontology annotation, molecular function: G protein-coupled receptor kinase activity; ATP binding. NCBI's taxonomy places the organism in Eukaryota, Metazoa, Chordata, Mammalia, Carnivora, Felidae. Gene Ontology annotation, biological process: signal transduction; regulation of signal transduction; protein phosphorylation. Gene Ontology annotation, cellular component: cytoplasm.